Camellia sinensis is the source of this 2702-nucleotide messenger RNA. NCBI's taxonomy places the organism in Eukaryota, Viridiplantae, Streptophyta, Magnoliopsida, Ericales, Theaceae. The record is from RefSeq and is a predicted model, not a curated record.
UGUUUUGCCUCCUCCCCCAAAACCCCCAAAUUUCAAAACCCUCACUGCACACAGAACCCAGACAAAAAAAUACAGCAACCUUGAGAGAGAAAUCUGGUAACAAAUCUAGAGAGAGAGAGAGAGAGAGAGAGAGAAGCACAAUGUCUGGCUUCUCCUUCUCCACCGACCCAUCUUCAUCUUCCUCAUCAUCUUCAACCACUCUCUUCUCCACCUCCUCUCUCUCUUCUUCUUCAUCUUUCCCUUUCUCAAAUCCCACCUCUUCUUCUUCCUUCCCAUUCUCAUUCUCAUCCUCCUCCACUCCUUCUUCCGUCUUCGCCUCUUCAAUCCCUAACCCUAACCCUAGCCCUAGCCCUUUCUCCUCUUCCGCCUCCGCCUCCGCCUCCGCCCCUUCCUUAGGCUUCGGCUUGCCCAAUUCCGCCGCCUCCACCCCCUCGAUUUCCUUCGGUUUUGGCUCUUCCGCCUCCGCCGCUUCAUCGCCAUUUGGGACUCCUAGUUCGUUUGGGUCGUCUUCUGCUACAAACUUGUUCGGAUCUACUACUUCGACCUCUGUCUCAACUAGUACACCGCCUUUUGGGUCGUCUUUGGGUUCAGGUUCUACUACGACGAAUACUACUACGAACCUGUUUAGAUCUUCUUCGAGUUCAGGUCCUACUACUACUGCUGCUGCUGCUGCUUCUUCUCCAUUUUCUUCAAAUUUGUUCGGAUCUUCUUCGAGUUCAUCUUCUACUACUACUACUACUGCUGCUGCUUCUCCAUUUUCUUCAAGUUUGUUUGGAUCUUCAUCUUCGAGCUCUGUGUCUGCUUCAACACCUACUCCAACCUUUUCUUCUCCAUUAUUUGGGGCUUCUUCGUCGGCUUCUACUACAACUUCAACAGUGCCUUCUUUUUCUAAUUUGUUUGGAUCGUCUUCAUCGAGCUCAAUUUCAACUUCUUCACCAUUUCCCUUAGCUUCAGCACCUGGGUUUUCUUUUCCUUCGGCUUUGAAAGGUACUGGAAGUUCUUCAUCCCCUGGUACCUUUUCUUUAGUACCCAUUGCAAGUUCCAUUUCAGCAGGUUCAUCAAAUUUCUCGUUUGGAACUCUGGCCUCUUCUGGUUCGCAAUCGCAAUCUUCUUUCGGGCUCGGGAAUGUGAUAUCCUCUGCAGCCACAGCCACAACCGCAAGCACGCCCGCUGUGAAGCCUACUUCAUUAGGCUUUGGAACUGCGUCUUCUUCAUUGUUUUCGACUGUUACGACCACUACCAGUGCUUCGUCUCCAGCGGCAUUGACAGCCUCAUCUUCUGCUGUUUUUUCUUCUUCUUCUACUACUACUACUACUGCUUCGACUGUUUUGUCACCGGCAUUUCCUCCUUCUGGUGUGAGUUCUUUGUUCUCAACUGCAGCUUCUACACUGACUACUAAAGCUGCUUCAUCCGCAGCCCCUACUCUUUCAUUUCCAAGUUUUGGAACCACUAGCACAGCUGCUUCUUCAGGCACUACAAGUUCACUUCCAAGUUUUUCACUUUCUACCAAAGCAUCAGCCCCAGCUACUGCCUCUGCCUCAUCAACACAAUCCCAAUCGACACCUGCUGCGCCUCUUUUUGGUGUACCUACUUCUACUUCCGCUUCUGUUGUUGCAACAUCAUCCAAUGCCAGUGCUACUGUUGCUCAGACAUCAAUGUCCCUGACUGUAGCUUCCAGUAGUGGGACUGCUACAACUGUCAGUGCUGUUACCCCAGCUCCAAAGUUGCCAUCUGAGAUCACUGGGAAAACUGUUGAGGAGAUUAUCAAGGAGUGGAACUCUGAGCUGCAAGAACGUACUGGAAAGUUUCGAAAGCAGGCCAAUGCAAUAGCUGAGUGGGACAGGAGAAUCUUGCAGAAUCGUGAUAUUCUUCUUAGACUUGAGAGUGAAGUGGCCAAAGUGGUAGAGACUCAAGCGAACGUGGAGCGACAACUAGAGCUUAUUGAGACGCAUCAGCUGGAGGUUGACAAGGCUUUGCAAAGUAUAGAAGAAGAAGCUGAGCGUAUAUACAAGGAUGAGCAUAAUGUGCUACUUGACGAUGAAGCAGCAUCCACCCGAGAUGCAAUGUACGAGCAAGCUGAAGUCAUAGAGAGGGAACAGGAACAGAUGGCUGAACAGAUCAAAACAAUUAUUCAGAUCCUCAAUGCUAAUCAGGGCGGAGAACUCGAUACAAUUGAUGGAAUGACUCCUUUGGAUGUUGUUGUCCGGAUAUUAAACAAUCAACUAAGUUCCCUGAUGUGGAUUGAUGAAAAGGCUGAGGAAUUCUCAUCUCGGAUUCAGAAGCUUGCAAGCCAAGGUUCUGCUGCGGACCGUGAAUUGAUGGGCCCAAAGCUCUGGAUGACUUGAUCUUCGAUUUUGUACUUAGCUAUAGAUUUUUUUAAUGUCAAAUGAUACUCUACAGAAAAGAGUUUACUUCCUGAAGAAGAAACCGGGUGGCAACACAAAGCAUUCGUUUUGUUUUCUCUUCGAUGAAAACAUGUAUGCUUCUUCAAAAUGUUAUUUCCUUGUUCUCUUUUAAAUGUGAAGAGUGAGGUAACCCUAGGUGGUCUGAAUUUUAUAGCUACAAGUAGUUGAAUUCUUUUUGGAUUGAUUUGUUUUACUUUCAUACAUUACUGUACUUGACCAAAGAUUUGUAUUGAAGGAGAUGUAAGAUGAUUACAUUGUCGUCGGAAAUAUCGUACCCUAGUAUAAAUUAUUUGUUUA